CUGCAGCUCCUCAAUCUCCUCUCUGAGCAGAAACAGCAUCCAUCAUGACCAGCUACUCUUCCUCCAGGUCGGUGAGGACCACAGCGAGCAGCUCCGGCGGCUCCAUGGGCGGCAUGGGCGGCAGCAGGCGGGUGUCCUCCAUGAGGGUCGGCAGCGUGCACGGCGGAGCGGGAGGCUCUGGCGUCCGCAUGUCCUCCGCCUCCGUGGGUGGACGCCUCGGCGCCGGCCUGAGCGGAGGGUACUCGUCCUCCAUGAGCUACAGCGUGUCCGGCAUGGAGGACAGCCUCAUCGGCAACGAGAAGUUCACCAUGCAGAACCUGAACGACCGUCUGGCCACCUACCUGGCCAAGGUGCGCUCCCUGGAGAAGGCCAACGCCGAGCUGGAGCUGAAGAUCAGGCAGUUUGUGGAGAGCAAGGUCGGCCCCACCACCAGAGACUACAGCGCCUACUUCGUCACCAUCUCUGACAUCACCGGCAAGAUCCAGAACGCCAUCAGGCUGAACGGAGCCGUCCACCUCAGCAUCGACAACGCCCGGCUGGCAGCAGACGACUUCAGGACCAAGUUCGAGAACGAGCUGGCCAUGCGUCAGUCGGUGGAGGCCGACAUCGCCGGGCUGAGGAGGGUUCUGGACGAGCUGACUCUGGCCAGGACCGACCUGGAGAUGCAGAUCGAGGGUCUGAAGGAGGAGCUGAUCUUCCUCAAGAAGAACCACGAGGAGGAGCUGCUCGCCACGCGCUCUCAGAUGAGCGGUCAGGUCCACGUGGAGGUGGACGCCGCUCCAGGAGAUGACCUCACCAAGGUCAUGGCUGAGAUCAGAGAACACUACGAGGCCAUCACCGCCAAGAACCAGAGAGAGCUGGAGAACUGGUUCCAGACCAAGUCGGAGGCUCUGAACAAAGAGGUCAUCACUCAGACCACCACCCUACAGACGUCCAGGUCAGAGGUCACAGAGGUCAAACGUACGCUGCAGUCGCUGGAGAUCGAGCUGCAGUCCAUGUUGGGCAUGAAAGCGUCACUGGAGGGAACUCUGGCCGAGACACAGAACCGCUACGCCAUGCAGCUCUCAGGAUACCAGAUGCAGGUGUCGUCUCUGGAGGAGCAGCUGGUGCAGCUGAGGGCCGACCUGGAGCGUCAGGGACACGAGUACAAGAUGCUGCUGGACAUCAAGACCAGACUGGAGAUGGAGAUCGCCGAGUACAGGAGGCUGCUGGACGGAGAGGGCAGCAGCAGCAUCAGCUCCUCCUCCUCCUCGAGCACGAAGACCACGCGGGUGGUGACGGUGGUGGAAGAGGUGGUUGAUGGGAAGGUGAUCUCCUCCUCCUCAUCCUCCUCCGCCUCCGCCCUCCUGUCCCGCUGAGCCGCCGCCGCCGCCGCUCGCCGCCGCUC
This is a messenger RNA of Seriola dumerili (greater amberjack), 1387 nucleotides long. Its product is annotated as keratin, type I cytoskeletal 13-like. The record is from RefSeq and is a predicted model, not a curated record. The coding region runs from base 45 to 1358 and encodes 437 amino acids. Gene Ontology annotation, molecular function: structural molecule activity. Lineage: Eukaryota; Metazoa; Chordata; Actinopteri; Carangiformes; Carangidae. The transcript is spliced from 8 exons.